Sorex fumeus (smoky shrew) is the source of this 601-nucleotide messenger RNA. RefSeq names its product ADP-ribosylation factor-like protein 1. Bases 20 to 601 code for a protein of 193 amino acids. Gene Ontology annotation, molecular function: GTP binding; GTPase activity. The record is from RefSeq and is a predicted model, not a curated record. Gene Ontology annotation, cellular component: cytoplasm; Golgi apparatus. The transcript has a single exon. Gene Ontology annotation, biological process: vesicle-mediated transport; intracellular protein transport. NCBI's taxonomy places the organism in Eukaryota, Metazoa, Chordata, Mammalia, Eulipotyphla, Soricidae.
GGGCCCGGCGUGACCGUCGAUGGGGACCGCCGUCAGUGGGGGCUUUUUCUCCAGUAUUUUUUCUAGUCUGUUUGGAACCCAGGAAACGAGAAUCUUAAUUUUGGGAUUAGAUGGAGCAGGAAAAACUACAAUUUUGUACAGAUUGCAGGUUGGAGAAGUCGUUACUACAAUUCCGACCAUUGGAUUCAAUGUUGAGACGGUAACAUAUAAAAAUCUUAAAUUCCAAGUAUGGGAUUUAGGAGGACAGACAAGUAUCAGGCCUUACUGGAGAUGUUACUAUUCUAACACAGAUGCUAUCAUAUAUGUAGUAGACAGUUGUGACCGAGACCGAGUUGGCAUUUCCAAGUCAGAGUUGGUUGCCGUGUUGGAGGAGGAAGAGCUAAGGGAAGCUAUUUUAGUGGUGUUUGCAAAUAAGCAAGACAUGGAACAGGCCAUGACUCCCUCAGAGAUGGCAGAUUCGCUUGGGUUACCUGCUUUGAAGGACCGAAAAUGGCAAAUAUUCAAAACUUCUGCAACCAAAGGCACUGGUCUUGAUGAGGCCAUGGAAUGGUUAGUGGAAACACCGAACACACACACACACACACACACACACACAGAGUAA